This is a messenger RNA of Solea solea (common sole), 3455 nucleotides long. RefSeq names its product hematopoietic SH2 domain containing (gene hsh2d). NCBI's taxonomy places the organism in Eukaryota, Metazoa, Chordata, Actinopteri, Pleuronectiformes, Soleidae. The record is from RefSeq and is a predicted model, not a curated record. Gene Ontology annotation, cellular component: cytoplasm. The transcript has 5 exons. Bases 31 to 993 code for a protein of 320 amino acids.
GGCAACAGAUUAUAGGAGCUGUUUCCCAGAAUGUGGAGUCAGUCGUUACAAGGACAACAGACUUUCAACUGGUUCACACAGUCCCAGCUCCAGUCUGUCAUCAGGAAUGGCAUCGUUCCUGAAUGGUUUCAUGGGAUCCGUUCCAGGAAGGCGGCAGAGGAGCUGCUCGUGCCCAAGCCUCCUGGCUACUUCCUCAUCAGAGUCAGUGAGAGCAGGAUUGGCUACACUCUAUCGUAUCGUGUUGAAGACAGCUGCAGACAUUUCAUGAUUGAUGCACUGGAAAGUGGCCAGUACAUCAUAGUGGGCCAGAAUAGGCGUCACCGCUAUCUGCAGGACCUUGUGGACUUUCAUCGUAGAACUCCCAUCAUGCCUUUCAAUCAGGUGUUGACUGCCGCUUGUGGACAGCCCUCAACUGACCUGACCAACUAUGCAGAACUUCUGUUACCUGAGCGACACCUGAGACCCGAUGACAGUUUGCUACAGAGCAACUCAAUGCAACUGAACUGGCAAAACAAAGAAUCACAGGAGGACGUGAACAGACCAGCACUUCCAUAUCGACCACAGAACCUGGUCAACUCUGCAGUCCUACCUCCAAACAACAAACCAAACAAACAUUACCCAGAUCUGAAAGAAUUAUCUCCUGCCACGAACCAGGUCUGUAUCAGGACGGUGUCUGCACCUGACGGUCUCAGUGAACCCCCUCGGAGCAGCAACUGUCAGCCUGCAAAGAGCCACGACGUGAAGCUGUCAGUCGUCUCCAACCUGAAGAAUCUGAGGAAGAAAUUACAAAAGAAAAGCACCUCACAGCAUCAUUUGUAUGCAGAGAUUACUGUGGAGGCACAAGACAACAGUGAGUACGAGGUGAUCUCAGGCGAGCAGAGUGUCGAUGGGACACAAUUUGGCUGCAAUCAAGCGGAGGAGUUACCUUACGAGUACCUGCAGCCUCCUCCCUUUGCCCCAGGCUACGACGCACAAGUGCACCCUUAUAUGUAGUUUAUGAAUGUGUACUGGAAAGUGUCUUAAAAAACUGAAUCAAAGCAAAGGAGUUAUAUGAUGAGCACCACCGGCUGUGAACGCAGGUCAAAAAAAGCAGCAUACAGGACUAUAUGUUGAGUUACUUUAGUGUAAAGUGAAAUGUGUAGGCCCCAAUUCAGAACUUUAACAUCUAUCCUCAGUGAUCUGAUCGCAUGCGUUCAGAAGGACUGUUCCCUGUCAUUAAAAUGCGUCCUGGACGUGUUUCUUGUGACCACAUAAUGAUCGGACCCUCCUUUAUUCAAAUACAGACUGAUGUAAUGACUGUUUGCAAGAACAAAAUGAUGCCUGACUCCAUUGAACCAUCCUUUAAACCAUUGGAAAAAAGAAAUCAUACCAUAUCAAUGUUAACAGCUUGGCAGCGGCUGCAAAUAAAUGAACAUAAGCGCUGAUUAGUGUAAAACAAUAUUUUUUUAAAUAGAUUUCUGUGAUUGGACAUAAAUUUGCAUUCAGGACGGAUUGAAAAUGUUCACACCUGUACUAAUGGCAACCUGCAUGUGAUGUGAUCACAGAGGAUGGAUGUCUAGAUCUAACACGCUUUUCCUACACAUGCACCCAAACCAUAGCUGUUGAUGCUUUAAUGUUAUUAUUGAGCAUUUUUACUCUGGGUCACACUAAAUUCACUAUAGACACAGAGGGUGAAAACUUCCACUAUAAUAUAGGCAGUUGUUGUUGUUGUUUACAUUUUCUUUUAGUAGUUGUUUAAAGAUGGGAUUCAAAAUGGCUUAAAAUAAAAUGUAAGCAUUGUGAGUACAGUCCAUCUGAGCACAGCCUCAGCAGGCUGGCCAUGCACAUGUCAAAAACACUUCCCCAGGUGAGAGCGUACAGUGAUGAUGGCUGAAACAUUCGAGGAUCCUGUGAUACAUUACUGACAAUGUAUCCUGACAUUAAGAUUUAGUAAUAUGUGCAAAUAUGUCAUCAAAUGAGCCACUAAAUUGAUCACUUCAUUUGUAGAGUCAUGAAAUGAAUGAAUAGUGAAACAAGCAAAUAAAUUACAAGAGUUGACUCAUGACUAAUUACAGAAUAAUUGAAGGAACAAUCAGUAAAAAUCAACUGACUGACCAAACUAAAUAAUAAGGUGAUUUUGAUUAGUGGCGCUUCGACAGACUUCAGGGGCUCCAGGCUAAAGAGAAUUAUGUGUCAUGUAACAUAAAUCAGCUCAGUUGAGGGCCUCAUGCAGACUAUUGCCUACUUUGCCAACACUGCUGUGACACCCUUGCUCUACAUGAGUAGAUAGAAUUAAUGAAAGAGAUGAACCUGCUGUCCAUAUGUGGCAGUAUUUGGUAUCAGUGUAUCAUCUUUUCUUUUCUUGCUACAUAAGAAGAAAUAAUGUAAUCUAAUUAGCAAGUAUAGAAAUGCAACAUGUUUGUUUUUGCUCGUAUUUGAGUAAGUAAAUGACAUAUAUGUGUAAAAAUAUCACAAAUGAGUUAACAUCUGUUAUAGUGAGCACUACACCUUUACUGCAGCAAUCCAUCCACAUGGCAGGUGAGACAUAAGGAGAUGCUAAUUAUAAAGAAUUGCACAGGUGUGCCUCAGACUGGUCACAAUAAAAAGCCGCUCUAUAAUGUGCAGUUUUUCUUGAAGAAGCACUUUUAUUAGGCACUGAGCUCCAGGUUCACAUGUAGGUCAUUUUUAAGGAGGGACAGGGAAACUGUCAGUACAAUUUCCUUUCCCAAAGACUUGAUCAGGAUUUUGACUGUAGCCUGUGGAAUUUUGGUCCACUCCUCCUCCUCCUCCUCCUCCUCCUCCAACGAUGUUGAUGUGACUCUGUACGAUGCUCCAUAUUUUGAUACGUACCUGCCCAGUGGAUGGAUUAUCUUGUAUCUUUUAUUUGUUGCAUGAAUAUUUUGUUAAGUGUACUGUAUAUCGGUCUCUAGGUGAAACUAAUUUGCUGACUACUUUGCUGGUUCUGGGCCUUUUAAUUCAGGCCAGAAGUUUGUGAAUGUCUCUUUUGUAAUGAGCAGGCUGAAAGAGGAAGUCUGGUGUUAUGUAAAUCAGGAAACGAGUCUUUUAAUAGCAGAUACUUUGAAUACAAGAACUUUACACAGCAGGACCUGAUGCAGAUCAGUUAUCAACAGCAGUUCUGUGACAGGCUGAAAACACAGAAACUGGUCUAACUUGUUUCAGAGGUAGAAAAGUACAGGUCAGUAAGAUUUAUGUUGAUAUUUAUGUCUCUGACUGCGCACUUUAUCUAUGAGAAGUAUGAAAAGAUGCAACAUGACUGAGAUACUAUAAAAAAAUAAUAUGACUGUUUUAAAGCCCCUUUGUUUGUGUUUUUGUUUAGUUUUUUGCAGGAACAAAGCUUUUUUUCAUUCACCCAUAUGUGUGUUCCUGCUCUGCUUCCGCACAGUUCCUCAUUUGUUCUUCAUUUCUCACUCGGAACUUUGCAUGUCAUUGCUUCAGUAAAGUGGAUUUUCAGUUUG